GUCUUCAUAGAGUGUGCCGGUAAAACCCUGCGUUCCUCCGUAAUUCAGAAGUACAAGUCCAACCCAAACUUCACCACGCUGGUUGAUGCCAUAGUGCUGGAGUUACCAGAAAACGAGCUCCUCCACCCUCCUCUCAGCAUCACUGUUGUGGAUUGGCGGGCCUUUGGUCGCAGCACAUUGGUUGGAAACCACAUCAUCAACAAUCUCAAGGCCUUCAAAUACACUCCCCCCCCAGCCCUGCCUGCUCCUGUAGAAACACACCAACCCCCCAAGGUCCUGACGCCAGAGCAACUAAGCGAUGAAGGAAUGUUUCAGUCUGCUGGAGAGACCAGUUCAUCCGCGGUACUAACAAGUGAAGAUUUCCUGAUCACUGUGGAGGAGGAAGCUCCACCUCCUCCUCCUCUUCCUCCGCCUCCAGCUCUACCCACCCCGGGAAAACAACCCAGGAAGAAAAGGGACAGCAAAAUAGAGGGCACUCGUGGUCGCUCCACCAAGAGGAAGAAAAGGACCAUAGCUGACGAAUCAGCAGAGUGUGUCAUCGACUGGUGGUCCAAAUACUACGCAUCUGUGGAGAAACAGGCCAAACAGGACGGCUCUUUAUUCCCCAAGGUCUUUGAAAAAGCUUUGCCGUUGGAGGGCUUGCUCAGCACUGGAAUAAGCUCCUUAGUCAGCUUCUCAGAUGGAGACAAGAAGAAAAAACUGAAAGAGAAAGGAACCCUGGAGACAAACAUUGUCCAGUCUACUAAAUUAGCCACACUAAAGCUGUACAACAAGGAGCUGGAGGCAGAGUUUGGGCCUUUUGAUGACUGGGUGAGCACAUAUGAGCUGUUCAGAGGGAAAGCCAAUGAGGAAGAGGGGGCGAGUGAUGAGAGAUUUGUUGGCAAAUUUAAGGGGCGAUUCUGCCUGUACAAGAUGAGUGAGGACGAGGUGGAGGAGUGGGAAGAUGCCGCUGACAUGGGAGACAUCAAAGUCAACAGAGGAGUCCCUGACAACGGGAAGGUCCAAGUCCUCAUAAGGGUUUACAUCGUCUCUGCAUCUAACCUGCACCCAUCUGAUCCGGAUGGAAAGUCCGACCCUUACAUUGUGCUUCGGCUUGGCAAGAAUGAAAUCAAAGACAGAGACAACUACAUUCCCAAACAGCUGAACCCAGUGUUUGGAAGUUCUUUUGAGAUGCAGGCGUCAUUCCCUCAGGAGUCUCUGCUGUCGGUGGUGAUCUAUGACUAUGACAUGGUGGGCGGGGACGACCUGAUCGGAGAGACUCGCAUCGACCUGGAGAACCGAUUCUACAGCCGACACAGAGCCACCUGUGGACUCCCGACUGAGUACAGCCUUGACGGUUAUAAUGCCUGGAGGGACUGCCUGAAGCCUUCAGAGCUGCUGUCUAAGCGCUGCAGAGAUAACGGUCUGGGGGAACCUAAAUUCGCACCAGGACGCAUCACUGUGGCAGACAAAGUUUUUGGUGGCAAGACGCUCUUCAUGAUUGAAGACGAGCCUCUGGAGUCCUAUGAGCACUUGUCUCUAAAGAUCCUGCACCGCUGGUCAGAGAUCCCGGUUGUGGGAUGCAAGCUGGUGCCAGAACACAUCGAGACCAGAACUCUGUUCAACAAGGCUCGGCCCGGCAUGGAUCAGGGUCAGGUCCGGAUGUGGGUAGAUAUGUUUCCCAUGGACUCACCUCACCCUGGACCUUCAGUGGACAUUUCACCGCGAAAACCAAAAGGGUACGAGCUGCGUAUCAUCAUCUGGAACACAGAAGAUGUGAUUCUGGAGGAUAGCAACUUCCUGACUGGUCAACAGUCCAGUGAUAUCUACGUCAAGGGCUGGUUGAAAGGUUUAGAGGCCGACCGACAGGAGACGGACGUCCACUACAACUCUCUGACCGGAGAGGGAAACUUCAACUGGCGCUUUGUGUUUCCCUUCUGCUACCUGCCUGCUGAGAAGACAGUAGUGGUGAGGAAGAGAGAGCACAUUUUCUCUCUGGACAAAACAGAGCAGAAGCUUCCUGCCAUCCUCAGUCUGCAGGUUUGGGACUUCGAGACGCUGUCUUCUGACGACUUCCUAGGCACGUUGGAGUUGGACCUGCAUGGUUUCCCUCGAGGGACAAAGACUGCAAAGUCGUGUAAAGUGGACAUGUUGACGGACGGGACAGACAGAAUCUCCAUCUUCCAGCAGAAGAGAUCGAGAGGCUGGUGGCCCUUCACCAAAGCUGGAGAGCUGACGGGAAAAGUGGAGGUGGAGUUCCAUCUUGUGACAGGGGAGGAGGCUGAAAAGAAUCCAGUUGGCAAAGCACGCAAGGAGCCGGAGCCGCUUCCAAAACCAAAUCGUCCUGACACCUCCUUCUCGUGGUUCGUGAAUCCUUUCAAGUGUUUCUUCCACUUGGUGUGGCGGAGCUACAAGAAGUACAUCAUCAUCGCCUUGGUGCUGCUCAUCGUCAUGCUGUUCCUCGCCCUGCUGUUCUACACACUGCCAUCAGCCAUUUCUCAGAAGAUAGUCAAUGGAUAACACACGCUAACAUUUUAUUUUAAAAGAAUGGAUGACUUUUAGACGAUGCAACUCCGCCUUCCUCUCAUGACAGCUUCUACAAAGUCUUAUAUACCAAGUUUUAAAAGGGACAAACCUGGUUAAGUGCCCAUCUUUAAAAACAUAUAUAACAAAAAUAAGGAUAUACAUGGUCAGUCCCUUUUGUUUUGGAUUUGCCUUGACUUCAGAAGGAACGAUUAGUCUUUGUGCUAAGGCUGUGUAGAUAUAUUUUAAGAUUUCACAGACGAACUAGAUAUCUUUAAAUGGAAAUUGUAAAACAAAAACAUGGAAUAUUGAGUUUUUGAAGUCUCAACACAUUGCUAACACGACGUAUGUUAGGGUUAAUAAUGGCCUUCAUCGUCUUCCUAGGGUUUAAUGGUUAUCAACUCAAUUUCAAUCAGGAGAGACGGUUUUGAUGUAAGAAUACAUAUUUAUUGUCAG
Notothenia coriiceps (black rockcod) is the source of this 2958-nucleotide messenger RNA. Its product is annotated as fer-1-like protein 6. The record is from RefSeq and is a predicted model, not a curated record. NCBI's taxonomy places the organism in Eukaryota, Metazoa, Chordata, Actinopteri, Perciformes, Nototheniidae. Gene Ontology annotation, biological process: plasma membrane organization. The annotation marks the transcript as partial. The transcript has 20 exons.